UGGAUGGAUGAAGGUGUCACUAUAAACUUCCUAAUUCUAAGUAAAGCCCACGGAAGGCUUUGAGAAGCAGGAAGGUGUCUGAUGGACGUCGUGAGGGGACAUGACUGCUGAGGAGCUGCGGCAGUUCUUCAGCCAGUACGGGGAGGUGGUCGGUGUCUUCACUCCCAAACCGUUCGGGGCUUUUGCCUUUGCCACAUUGGCAGAUGAUCAGGUGGCCCAGUCUCUUUGUGGAGGGGACUUGAUCAUUAAAGGACCCGGUGUCCACAUAACCGAUGCUGAACUUAAGCACAACAGCAACGGACAGUUAAAAGUGGAAGAUCUGGUGGCAAUCCAGGGGGCUUUGGGAAUCAGGGUGGAUGUGGUAACAGGAGAGGGGGUGGAGCUGGCUUGGGAAACGAUGAAGGUAGGAAUAUGGGUGCAAGGAUGAACUCUGGCGCUUCUAGCAUUAAUCCAGCAGUGGCGCUGCAGCCCCAGCAGCAC
Messenger RNA from Panthera uncia (snow leopard), 480 nucleotides. RefSeq names its product TAR DNA-binding protein 43-like. The coding region runs from base 101 to 427 and encodes 108 amino acids. The transcript has a single exon. Gene Ontology annotation, biological process: regulation of gene expression. Gene Ontology annotation, cellular component: nucleoplasm. The record is from RefSeq and is a predicted model, not a curated record. Gene Ontology annotation, molecular function: RNA binding. NCBI's taxonomy places the organism in Eukaryota, Metazoa, Chordata, Mammalia, Carnivora, Felidae.